Molecule: messenger RNA, 10298 nt
Organism: Porites lobata
Lineage: Eukaryota; Metazoa; Cnidaria; Anthozoa; Scleractinia; Poritidae
Source: the annotation of a GenBank genome assembly
AUGUUUCUUCUAUUAUUAAUUAAUGAGCUGUUUUUUCUUUCCAGGAACAGUUUGUUCUUUUAUUCAUCUGGUGUAUCACUUGGUCUUAUCAUGUCACUUCUUCUGCUUGUCUACAUACUGCACAGACUAAUCCCAGGGGUAAGAGAGAGCGGUGUGGUGUCAAUGUUAAGACCUAACCCUGGGGUUUUUCUUCCCAGAAACAGCUUGUUCUUUUAUUCAUCUGGCCCUGGUUGUUCAAACGUUGGACAGCGCUCUCCACUGGAUAAAUCACUAUCCAGCGGAUAAGUAUUACGGAAAUCAAUAGCGCCAUCCGCUGGAUAGUGAUUUAUCCAGGUGAUAGCGCUACCCAACGUUUGAACAACUGGGCCCUGCUGUAUCACUUGGUCUUAUCAUGUCACUUCUUCUACUUGUCCACAUCCUACACGGAUUAAUCCCUGGGGUGAGACAAAAAGGUUCCGGGUCACUGUUAAGACUUAUCCGUUGGAUAAGACAAAGCAGUUUGGGGGUGAUGGUUUAGACAAAGUCCUGGGGUAAAGCGAGUAGAGGUGAGCGUUUGUUAACCCCUGUUAUGCUGGCAAUAGGAAGUUUAAAAAUGUUGAACGUGCAUGUAUGCAUUUGCUUAAGAAUUGUUGUCAAUAUUUCAGCAUAUUGUUUUAUGCCAUUUUCGCAACUGAGGCCGCCGUGUUUACUUGUUGUAUUUCACUGCGUUCGAUCUCAUGAGAACGCAACCUAAUCCCCUCGUUUGGGUGGCCAAGUCAAAAACGGAUGGCAGGACCAAAAGCAUGUCCUUUCGGGAAGUUUAUUGCAUUUACAUGUAUUGGAGUCGUUGUUUUAAAUGUUGUUGUUGUGUGGUCAUUCUUUUCAGAGAGGAGGUGCAUAUGCUGUUUUAAUUGGAGGAUGGUGUCUGGGUGCCUAUUUAAUCCAGUGGACUUGGAGUAACUUAAAAGACCUUCUACUUAACCACAACCAAUGGGUCAUUGGAUAUCUUGUUGUUAUAGGUAUGUCACUAAACAGACCUAUAGAUAUGAGGACCAGAUUUAACCACAAGUUUUUUCGCGUAUAUUCUGUAAACGUACAUAGACAACCCGGAAAACUUCAUUGUCCUUUUUUGUUUUUUUCAACAGAAACGUUGGUACGGUUAUUUUUAUCGAAGGAGGUUAAGCCCUCUCCCGAUCGCAAAGUGAUACAUUUUCGAACAUUUUAAUAACUUGUUUCCGCCAUUACGACAUUCUUGCUAAAAUCCGUAGUAGAUUGAAGACGGCUAUCGCGCUUUCUCGCCAAAAGAACGCUGGAUCACCCGUGCGCACUAUUUAAUUCAGUAGUAUUGAGAAAAUCUCGUCCUCGUCGUCGCGCCCUCGUUUUUUUUAAUAGAAUCUAAAGGUCUCUUAUGGGAAAAGGAAAACCUGCAUAUUAAAGAUUAUUAUGGUCGGUAUUUUUCAAAAACUCUUACUCUUUGACUGUUGUAUUACGCUCUAUAACAGCAGAGGUUUUUCCUUUAGUCAGGUAUCAGAAGCUUAUGUGUUUGCUGUUGUUACGGCCUAGUCAACGUAUUACGCUGUAUAACAGCUGUGUUUAUUUCCCGCUUUCUUCAGGCCUCAUAAGCUUUGGUGUAUGUUAUUAUUACGGCCCAGUAACCAGCGACCGCGGACUGGAUCUCAUUCGCUGGAUGCUGCAGCUUAUAGGAUUGAGCCUACUGUACAUGAGUACAAGGUCAGAUGAGGUCUCCAUAGCUCUGUGUAUUACAGUGGUUUCGUCCCAUAUAAUUCGCAGAAGUGGCAUCCUUGUCUUCUGUUUCAGACUGCUUCCUCAACACUGGUAAGGCUACCAUUCAUGCUGCCAAGAUUAAAUUAUAGGACAGAGAGGAAAACACCGUUGUUUGCUUUGAGGCAGUCAGGCGUGAACUUGAUGACGUUUCAAACGCGGACGUCCCAGGAAUUAGAGUUAGAAUUAGAGGCGGGUUAUCAGAAAUAAAAACAAAAAAAUAAUUAACAGUCGCCCUUGAACUAUAUAGCUAAAAGAAAAAAGAGCCAAGUAAAUAUGUUUAUAAUCUUCCAUCUAAUCAUACAACCUUUUAGUCGUUCUUUCUUGACUUUUCUUCGUUGGUUCGUUCUUAUACCCGUCGGAUCAAUUUAGGUUAGUGGGAAACUAACCACCUACUCCUCCCUAAGCCAACAGGUCGGGGCACCCUUUACUUUUAGACCAAAGUGAGAGACCGGGACUCCCCUCCCUCCCUCCCCCCCCCCCCCCAUCUCAGGGUCUGGAUGACCGCGGUUGAAUAAGACCGAUCGUCACUCCCAUGAUUAUGAGGGACAAGAAAGUUCCAAACUACGUAACACUAGAAAAUAAAUAACACUACGGGAGAGCCGUGUAGCCUGGAGACGUUUGUUUGAAUGAUUAAGCGUUUUUCAUUACAUUUGUAACCGACCACUCUUUUCAACUUUCUUCCUUCCUUUCUAUUCUUGUCUCUAAUGGACCGGAUUAUCAACAAUAGUUAACCAUGCAGGAGCUCUCCUGUCUCAAUAUAAAGCUAACUUAAUCGAUCGCUCUCCAAGGGAGUCAAAUCCUGAUUGAACAAACGGAAAUUCCAAGUGAUAGGAAUUAAGAAUAAGACCAUAGGGCCUGUGUGCAGGGCUACUCAAGAAAGUUUUUUUUUUACGUGGAGGCUCCCCCCCGCCCCUUCCCCCAAGGUCUAACCCUUUACCCUACAGUCGAACCUCCACCAACGGUCACUUUUUUCUGCCUCCAAGGUGGCCAUUGAGGAGAGGUUCAACCACAGGCGUCCCAAGCCCUAGCCUCCCGCAGACGUCCUUUGGAGUUCGUUCGUCACGCAUCAUUUCUCCCCAACGGACGUCCGUGGGGGAGAAAUGAAUGCGUGAAGAACGAACUCCAAAGGACGUCUGCGGGGAGGCUACCCAAGCUCACGUUGCGAGUUUGUAAUGUAAAUUUACUUUCUCACGCGGCUGUCGGUGUCGCGUCACAAGCCACCGUUCAGACUUAUAUUAGUAUGGGAAAUAAAAUACUGAGGUUUGCGAACGCUAAAUAUCAUAGUUUUUUUCUUUUUUUUCUAUAACAUAAAAUUAAUAAAGGAGACUUACCUUUUAUGAAUUCCUUGGUUUUUUGGUGUGAAUUCAUCGAUGCAGUCGGUUUUUUUGGCAGUUGUUUGUGUGACCCCUGCCACUCUCUUGGUGUUAUUGUAAACCGACUAUCUCUUUAAACUGCGGUAAAUACACCGUCACAAAAAUUACAAAACCAGAACGUUUUCGCCCGUUUCGUUUCGUUCGUUUUUCGUUUUCCCGCUCUUCCUUGUCUGAGCCGUUUUUGAGCAGCGGAUUUCUGGUACGGGAUCCCGGGUACGUAUCUCAUGUAUGAUCCAAUAGGAAAAUGGCGGCACACAUGGCAAGGAAAGCUCUUUACGUUUAUGGCGCAUUUUGCAUACUUUUGUUUGCCAAAGCGAGCUACGAAUGCGAAAGUAAGUAUUUACACUUUUUGCGUUGACUUAAGACAGAAUUAUGAGUAAUUCUGAAAAUGGAGUUCGAGAAAAGAGUCAAAACAAUUUUGAAAUUUGCCCCUCGGCCCCGCGCCUCUACUCGUUUAAGCAGAGUUACAUGUACGAUCAUUGUGCCGUGAUUGCACGAAAAACAAAUUUAAUUAUUUAUUCCAAUAAUUUAUGAUUCAAUGAGGGACAACUUAAGGUUUUUUUUCUCAGUCUCACCCUAGUAACAUCGGAUAAAAACAUUGUAAUGUUUAACUUAUUGAGAGCAAAGCUGGACAGGAUGAAAUGCAACAGUCAGAUAAUUUUUCAAUCCAAAAUACCUGUAUCAUUUUUACUAAACAUUUACGCGUGGUAAAGCCACGUACCCCAUUAACUCAGGGCGCGAAGAAAAUCCUGUCUUGUUAUCUAGGACAUUUAGUAGUUUUGCUAUUAAAUUUGGGUAAGGAACAUUGUUAUAUUCCUACACUUUCACUCAACUAAACAGGGACUGUCAUUGGUUGAUUCUUGGUCACGUGGCCUUGACUAAAAUCAAAUGUAUCCCGAUCGUGAUACAAUAAACAAUGUACCCCGCUCAGGCUACAUUACAGCACAUGAUCAAAGCAUGGUGGAAAGUAGCGCGACAGAAGGCGGAAAAAACACUGCCUGUUUUCAUUUUUGUGAAUGAACACAACAGCUUGAACACCAACACAAAGCCUCAAGCUAAAAAAGCAAUGAUUUUUUAAGGCAUCCUAGAAGAGAAAGAGCAGCUAGUGGAGAAAAAGAUGCAGAUAAUAUAAGGAAAGUACUUUGUAAUCAUUUAUUCAGUGAUUUUAAGAAUUACACUUGUGUUGCUAUAAGUACCAAGUCAACUGUUUUGGUUCGCUCCUGGGAGUGAUAUUCUUUUGUUGCUGUUGAAGUGAAAGUUUAGAAAUAUAACAAAACACUUAUAAUGUCAGGUCCCUUGGGAAACCAGUUAAUUUUGUUUUCCCUCGAGUCCUGAUGUUUCCCGAGACGAACAUCAGAACUCUCACGAGAACAAAACUAACUGUUUCCCUCGGGAUCUGACAUUAAGUGUAUAAUAAUCUUUUUUCCUCAGUUGUCCAAUGGGCAAAGGUCCAUUCAAGUCAUCUAGUAGUUAAAUCAUUAACAAGCAAGCAGUGGCCCUGGGCAAGCAAAAUGUAAGACCUGCUUGAGCUUUUUUCAAGCCCUACCAGAAACACAACAAAGUAACUUGAUAAUUUGUCUUCUUCAGACAUCUCCAUUUUCGAUCUAUCAAGAAAGAAGGAUUUUUCCAAGUUCCAAGCUAAGAACAUGAAAAUGUGUGUAUCGGGUAGGGAUGUCUCACUGUCACACUUGUGGGGCAGUGUGGUAGUUGCUCUUCAAUUUGACAAAACUGAUGUUCAAUCUUAUGAAGCUGAUAGGUAAGUUAAUUUUUUUCCCAACAAAAUGGUGACUAGUAACACUAAUUCCUUAAACAUUUCUUAAUUCAGCUAGCAUCUUCAUUGUAUACAAGUUGCUCUAGUAGUUACUUGUAUUGAAAGUUACUUGCCAGUGAUUUUAUGAGGAGAAACACUGUUGGUGUUAAAGUAGGCUCGAUUACCAGCGGCUGUUUCGAAAUGAGCCCGCUGGUCCUCCCAUGAACAGACAGCUGGACGCAUGGGCUUGCUAUUGUUAAUUACCACCAAUCAUAAGCUGCAAAUAGACUCUAUAGAGCCAUGGUCCUCCCGGUUCUAGAUUAUUGUGAUGCUGUUUGGCAUGACUGUUGACAAGGAAACAAUGAGAAGAUUGAGUGACUACAAAGAUGAGCAGCGAGGAUUGUCUACUUCAAAGCUGCCUCAAAACUGUCAACUGAUCAAAUUGGAACCUCUCUAUUAUAGAAGACAGACCCACAUUUUAAGAUUUGUUAAUGAUGGCAUUGCAAAUAGAGUUCCCAGAUACCCUUUUAAUUGUUUUAAUGUAAGAAACCGUGACAUUCAUCGCCAAAAAACUAGACAUAAUAAUGACCUUAUCUUAGAAAAAGAUUAGUUAACUUAGAAUGCACCAAGCGCGCUUUUUUCUACACAGGUGCAACAAAAUUUUUAAUACCUUUUAGAAUUUAAAACUGUUCGAAUCUUCCUGUUAACGUAGCUAUUUUAUACUAUUGUAAUUUGUUUUUAUCCAUAUUUUUAACCUUUUUUUUUCAGGACCUGCAUUGAUAGCAGUUUUUUCUUAAAACUGAUGCAGCAAUCCUGUAUAAAUAUGUUUAAAUUAUUAUUAUUAUUAUUAUUAUUAUUAUUACAAAAUUAUUAUUAUCGUUGGCUGCUCAAAUCAAGCAGACAGCAUAAAUCAUUUUAUUUUUCUGGAGCAGAUUUUAAACGGCAGGCCAAACUUAGGUGUUGUUUGAUUUGGUGUGCGAUUGUGUCUUAGAACGUUUUUUAACAAAGAAAAGUAUUCUCUUAGAGAAGCUGGCAAAUAGUAGGUAUGUUUUUGAAAUUCAACCAACUGGAACUGGAUCAAUAAUUAUUUCCAUUCUACAUGAAUGAUGGUUGUUUGCAGCUAACGUGAAAGAGACGACUGUCAAGUCCACCGGUAAUGCAGGGUCAAUGUAAAUACAAUCAGUACUUGUUUCUGCUGAUUUUUAUGGCAAAAAAAUUAAUACCAAAGUGAAGACGAGGCAAAGCACAACAUAUGUUUAGUAUUUAAUGACAUUUCCCAUUUUCGACGUUGAAGAUGCAUAAAGUUACUUUAUGGCCAUUCACUCAUCCAGCCAUCUCUUCUUGGGGAGGACUAAGAGAGCGAUGGAAAUCGUGCCUAGUGUUAAAGGGGUAUAGUAAAUAAUUUAUUAUUGUCUGAUUCUACAGUUAUAGCAACAUUCAUAUUUAUUAAUUAUUACUGGAUCACUACAUUCAGAUCAUUAUUACAUGUAUUUAUGUUGUGCAUUGUAAAUGAGUCAUUUUAAUAUGCUUACAUGUGUUGCCUCCUCACAUGUGUUUUCUGCUUUAAUCAGUAAUUUCAAAACAUUCUUUUUUAUUUGUAUUGCACUUGACAGCUGCCAUGCGCUCAACCCAGCCAAUAAAACUUGGGGAUCUGUGUUUCAGUCAUUGGUGACUAGCACUAACAUACAGGAUCAAAUCACAUUCAAGCAGUCACCAUUCAAAACUUCAUGCUUUGCAGUGGAAUUUGGAAAAAAACGGAAUGUGUUCAUAGAAGCUGAGUUUCAAGGUGAUUCUACAAAAUAAUUUAAUUUUAUGGUCAUGACAAAUAUCCAUGAUAAUACCAUUUCAAACUUAACAGUGGCCAAAGAGCAAGUUCAAAAGAAAAUUCAAAUUUCUUUUUGUAAAAUCAUAAAAAAUAAAUGGCAGUUCACCUGUAUUUUAAAGUUUUUACCAAAAGUUGUUUCAUUUGAAUGUCCAUAGCAUUGAAAGUUAGUGACAUACUGUAUUUGAUUAAGUAAGUACUGCCAGUAAUUAAUACCGUGAACAACACCAUCAAAUAAACGCUCACCCAAUCAGAAGAAUGUGGAGUUUAUGUGAGGAUAAUAAAAAAAUAAACUUGCUUUAACCCAAUAGUCUACACCAUGCAGACAAUAAUGAUAUGAUUCUAUUUCAGCAAAAAAGCACCUUACUUUUGUGCAUGUAGAGGGUAAAUAAUAAAGUUGUUAAUCUCUUUCCAUUUUAGUCAUUGACUGGAAAUUUCCAGCAGCAUUUCUAGCAGGCCUUGUCAUCUUUUACAAUGCAGAAAGACUUAGUAGGUAUACUAUCUAAACGUCCCCUUCCACAAUGUAAAUUUUAACAAGAACUUGAUUUGUUAAAGUGAUGAUGAUGAUAUUCGAGGAUGAUGAUAAUGAUGAUGAUGAUGAUGAUGAUGAUGAUGAUGAUGGUGACAGUAAUGACAGUUGAUCCAUUGAGUCUAUUUAGAUGCCAUACCAACUUUCAAUUGCUGCCAAUAGACCUUUGUCAUGGGGUGGCCAUUUUGUCUUAGGAGAUCUAAAAAGCUCUGUUUAUGCAUGGAUAGCCUCUUAGAGAGAACGAGGCUAGCUGUUCAUAAACAAAGCUUUUUAAGUUUACUGAGACAUAAUGAUCGCUGCGUGAGGGAGGUCUAUUGUAUGCUUACAACUACACUGUAGCAUUGCACCUCAGUAGUAGGUCUAGUUGUUUUUCACACCAUAAUUAUUAAUCUGAUCUUGUUAUUGCCCAUGGUGCACUAAAGUAAACUGAUCAAAAGCAGAUUCUAUGGAAAGUCACACUUUUGUUCUUUGUUGUUGUUCUUGCAAACUUUGUGCGCACAAGAUAGGAGAGCUGUGGAUCUGUUGUUCACAUUUCUCCUAUUAUUAAUUAAAGAGCUGUUUUUCUUUCCAGGAACAGUUUGUUCUUUUAUUCAUCUGGUGUAUCACUUGGUCUUAUCAUGUCACUUCUUCUGCUUGUCUACAUACUGCACAGACUAAUCCCAGGGGUAAGAAAAAAAACGGUGUGGGGUCAAUGUUAAGACUUAUCCUCGGGUAUUUUCUUUCCAGGAACAGCUUGUUCUUUUAUUCAUCUGGCUCUGGUUGUUCAAACGUUGGAUAGCGCUAUCCACUGCAUAAAUCACUAUCCAGUGAAUAAGUAUUACGGAAAUCAAUUACGCUAUCCGUUGGAUAGUGAUUUGUCCAGUUGAUAGCGCUAUCCAACGUUUGAACAACUGGGCCCUGCUGUAUCACUUGGUCUUAUCAUGUCACUUCUUCUACUUGUCCACAUGCUACACGGAUUAAUCCCUGGGGUGAGACAAAAGGUUUGGGGCCACUGUUAAUUAAGACUUAUCCCUUGGGUAAGACAAAGCAGUUUGGGGUGAUGGUUUAGACAAAGUCCUGAGGUAAAGCGAGCAGAGGUGAGCGUUUGUUAACCCCUGUUGUGCAGGCAAUAGGAUUGGAAGUUGAAAAAUGUUGAACGUGCAUGUAUGCAUUUGCUUAAGAAUUGUUGUCAAUAUUUCAGCAUAUUGUUUUAUGCCAUUUUCGCAACUGAGGCCGCCGUGUUUACUUGUUGUAUUUCACUGCGUUCGACCUCAUGAGAACGCAGCCUAAUCCCCGCGUUUUGGGUGGCCAAGUCAAAAACGGAUGGCAGGACCAAAAGCAUGUCCUUUCGGGAAGUUUAUUGCAUUUACAUGUAUUGGAGUCGUUGUUUUAAAUGUUGUUGUUGUGUGGUCAUUUCUUUUCAGAGAGGAGGUGCAUAUGCUGUUUUAAUUGGAGGAUGGAGUCUGGGUGCCUAUUUAAUCCAGUGGACUUGGAGUAACUUAAAAGACCUUCUACUUAACCACAACCAAUGGGUCAUUGGAUAUCUUGUUGUUAUAGGUAUGUCACUAAAGAGACCUAUAGAUAUGAGGACCAGAUUUAACCACAAGUUUUUUUCGCGUAUAUUCUCUAAACGUACAUAGACAACCCGGAAAACUUGAUUGUCCUUUUUGUAUUUUUCAACCGAAACGUUAGUACGGUUAUUUUUAUCGAAGGAGGUUAAGCCCUCUCCCGAUCGCAAAGUGAUACAUUUUCGAACAUUUUAAUAACUUGUUUCCGCCAUUACGACAUUCUUGCUAAAAUCCGUAGUAGAUUGAAGACGGCUAUCGCGCUUUCUCGCCAAAAGAACGCUGGAUCACGCGUGCGCACUACUUAUUUCAGUAGUAUUGAGAAAAUCUCGUCCUCGUCGUCGCGCCCUCGUUUUUUUUUAAUAGAAUCUAAAGGUCUCUUAUGGGAAAAGGAAAACCUGCAUAUUAAAGAUUAUUAUGGUCGGCAUUUUUCAAAAACUCUUACUCUUUGACUGUCGUAUUACGCUCUAUAACAGCAGAGUUUUUCCUUUCGUCAGGUAUCAGAAGCUUAUGUGUUUGCUGUUGUUACGGCCUAGUCAACGUAUUACGCUGUAUAACAGCUGUGUUUAUUUCCCGCUUUCUCCAGGCGUCAUAAGCUUUGGUGUAUGUUAUUAUUACGGCCCAGUAACCAGCGACCGCGGACUGGAUCUCAUUCGCUGGAUGCUGCAGCUUAUAGGAUUGAGCCUACUGUACAUGAGUACAAGGUCAGAUGAGGUCUCCAUAGCUCUGUGUAUUCAAGUGGUUUGGUCCCAUGUAAUUCGUUUCAGACUGCUUCCUCAACACUGGUAAGGCUACCAUUCAUGCUGCCAAGAUUAAAUUAUAGGACAGAGAGGAAAACACCGUUGUUUGCUUUGAGGCAGUCAGGCGUGAACUUGAUGACGUUUCAAACGCGGACGUCCCAGGAAUUAGAGUUAGAAUUAGAGGCGGGUUAUCAGGAAUAAAAACAAAAAAUAAUUAACAGUCGCCCUUGAACUAUAUAGCUAAAAGAAAAAGAGCCAAGUAAAUAUGUUUAUAAUCUUCCAUCUAAUCAUACAACCUUUUAGUCGUUCUUUCUUGACUUUUCUUCGUUGGUUCGUUCUUAUACCCGUCAGAUCAAUUUAGGUUAGUGGAAACUAACCACCUACUCCCCUCCCUAAGCCAACAUUUUGCCCUAAGUGAGAAGUAAGUGAUAAUGUUGGCUUAGGGGAGGGGUAGGUGGUCAGUUUCCCGGAAAUCUUAAUUGAUCCCACCCGUCCGGGCUUAGCCUGCUUCGCAGACGUAAUCUAACCCCGUUAGUAACUUCUGAGCAGCAGCGCUGAUAUCCUUGUUCUAGCCCCCCAACGGACUCAACGAAUUACCGGAAAUGCGUUUCGAGUUUUCCCUUCAAUGGCAAAUUUUCAAUAGCAUUUUAAACUGGCCAAUCAUAGCGCGUACUCAACAUAUAAGCUAAAAAAAAAUACAUUUAUCGUGUGGGUUGGGACUUGCAAAGCUUUCACUGUAAAAUUUGAAUGAGUUGUUUUCGUCUAUUUUAAUAGAA